Molecule: messenger RNA, 1952 nt
Organism: Ooceraea biroi (clonal raider ant)
Lineage: Eukaryota; Metazoa; Arthropoda; Insecta; Hymenoptera; Formicidae
Product: protein PDC2
Cellular component (GO): nucleus
Molecular function (GO): DNA binding
Source: RefSeq, a predicted model, not a curated record
AUGAAGGCGAUCAGGAACGACCUCUUGAGAUGGACUUGCGAGAGGCAUGCCGGCGAUCAUCCCCUCGACAGGCGUCUCCUACGUGACAAGGCCCUCGAAUUGGCUGGCGAGCACGGACUAACCGGCUUUAAGUGCUCCGAGAGCUGGCUGACAUGUUUCCUGAAGAGGUAUAGUUUCUUGGUGGACCUGGAUAAUCACUCCGGACCGAUCUUUAGCAACUACCGAGUCUGGAUCGACACGAUGCGGUCUGUCAUCACGCAGUACAAGCACAAGGACCUCUUCCAUCUGGACGAGUUAACGAUGUACUCGGAUAUCUCGCCCGCCAGGGUCUCGUCGACGUUAGAGAACGAUGAACUAGAUCCAACUCUGAAGAAAGCGACGGUCCUGAUGUGUUGUAACUCCUCCGGCACCGAGAAGCUGCCGCUAUUGAUCUGCGGUUCUUAUCCCGCCGUGAUAGUGAACGAGAGCUACGUGUACAGUCACAGCGAGGAUGCAUCGAUAAACGACACGCUCUUCAAGGAAUGGGUGAAUCAUGUAAACGAUCGUAUGUUGGAAAGCAACCGGAAGAUCCUCUUGCUGCUGCAUAGGGAUCGCGUGAACGCGUUUCGAGGUCUCGGAUUGAGCAACGUUAGACACGUCUUUUUUCCUGACGCCUUCCCGCCGUUACUGAGGCCUUUGAAGAGGGAUGUCUUCCAUUUUGUUAAAAUGAUCUAUAGGAGCAAAUACGUGGAAGGAAUCAAAGAACACGAGCAUCGAUGGAACGCUGAGAAUGUUGUGAAAAGCCUGGUGGAAGCAUGGCGGAAAGUUCCGCGCAAUCUCAUUAUUGCCAGUUUCCAGCGAACAAGUUUCCGGACGGACGAUUGCUUCCUGGAGAUCCAUUGCGACGCGUGGGAGGAUUUGAAGAUCGGGACAUCCUUCAAGAAAUUUGUUACGUUCGAUGAUAAACUUUCAACUAACGCAUCGUAUAAACAGCGUAAAUCUACUGGCAAAACUCAUGAGUACAAUCUCAGAACCAGGCAAAUCGUUACAGUAAUCGAUGAACAUUUUGACACAAUCCAUUCGAAGGAGAACGAGCGAAUCGAUGACCAUACUCAAGUGAACGGAAAUUUGAAAGAAAUUUACAUGAGAAAGAACAUUGAUUGGAAAAGGAAAGGCUCGCUGAAGAGGUCGUACGAGAAAGCUCAAUUGAGUGAAGACGGUUAUGAAGAGAUGAACAAUGUGAAGUCAAGCGACAAUUCAACAUCGAAGAAUAACGAAGAUAUUGUCACUGUUCCACCACCGGCGAAGCUUCCGAAGAUCAAUGACAUUCACGCGACCGAAAAUGCAUCUCAGGGUUCUAAAUCCGAGGAAAUUUAUUCGACACGAACGAUUGUGAAUGCUACAUUAACCACAUCGGGAAGAAAUGCGAGUUGCGAUUGUGAGCUCGAUAAAACGGUUAACAACGAGAAGAGAAAUAAGAAUAAUCAAACUUGCAGCAGCAAGCGAUCGAUCGAAUCUUCAUCGGAAGUCGACAUCACGAGUGACAGCGAUAUUGCGUUGCAACAAGUGUAUGAUACAUCUCCCGUUGAUACACAGAAGGAAACGAAUGCGAUGAUUUCCUAUUCCCCAGGAGAGGAGACCGAGUUGACCGAUUUGAAUAAAAGUGGCCGUCUUUCGCGAAAAUCUCUGAAGAGAAGACGAUCGCGUUCCGACAACACUGAAGAAUCUCGGAAUAAUUCUGAUAAUGAUGAACCCGAGAGAAAACGAUUGAGCUCUGAUUCUGAUUGGGCAAAGCAGUUUGAGACGACGUUCGUUUUCGGCUCGUCUGACUUUGCACGGUCUCUACCUACUGCUUUUGCUGAUGCACUGACAAUGAGUGAUGAUGGCGCGCAACGGCCCAGACUAAGACGAUCAUGCGAGACUGAGAGGAGUAUCUUCACCAUAUGUCCUAGAAGAGAUUAACAGUGGUGUCG